Dipodomys ordii (Ord's kangaroo rat) is the source of this 6357-nucleotide messenger RNA. RefSeq names its product collagen, type V, alpha 1 (gene Col5a1). Bases 1 to 5802 code for a protein of 1933 amino acids. Lineage: Eukaryota; Metazoa; Chordata; Mammalia; Rodentia; Heteromyidae. The transcript is spliced from 68 exons. Gene Ontology annotation, molecular function: extracellular matrix structural constituent. The record is from RefSeq and is a predicted model, not a curated record.
AUGGUGGGCAGUCACCGCAUUGCUGGGUCAUCCCCGGUGACCACCAGAGACCUGGGCUGCCCACCUGUUGGCAAGGGCACUGGCCCUUCUGCUUCUGGAGAGGGACUGCUGUGCCAUUCUUGGGACCUGGGCGGGCUGUGUCCUGUGACAAAGCCAGGCCUCUUGGGCCUGCAGUGUUCUAGCAGUGUCUCCAGCGCUGUGUCCUGUGGCGGGCCCCUUGUGCCCAGCUUCUGCAGGGCAGUGGAUGGUGACAGUGCUGUGGACUUGACCAGCUCCUGGCUGACGGGUGUGGACCUGCUUCACAAGCGACCCAAGGGUCGCACACCACAGGGAGGCUGCGGCCUAGGCAGCCGGAAGCUGCUGCUGCACUUGCUGACACCUCAGCCAGCAGAUCUCCUGAAGGUUCUAGAUUUUCACAACUUGCCCGAUGGCAUCACGAAGACCACAGGCUUCUGCGCCACACGACGCUCUGCCAAAGGCCCAGACGUUGCCUACCGAGUGACCAAGGAGGCCCAGCUCAGCGCGCCCACCAAGCAGCUGUACCCGGCAUCUGCAUUUCCUGAGGACUUCUCUAUCCUGACCACUGUGAAAGCCAGGAAAGGCAGCCAGGCCUUCCUGGUCUCCAUCUACAAUGAGCAGGGUAUCCAGCAGGUUGGCCUGGAGAUGGGCCGCUCCCCAGUCUUCCUCUAUGAGGACCACAUGGGAAAGCCUGGGCCUGAAGAUUACCCCCUCUUUCGGGGUAUCAACCUGUCAGAUGGCAAGUGGCACAGAAUUGCUCUCAGCGUCCACAAGAAGAACGUCACCUUGAUCCUUGACUGUAAGAAGAAGAUCACCAAGUUCCUGGACCGCAGCGACCACCCCAUGGUCGAUGUCAACGGAAUCAUUGUGUUCGGCACCCGCAUCCUGGAUGAGGAGGUGUUUGAGGGUGACAUCCAGCAGCUGCUGUUCGUGUCCGACCACCGGGCUGCUUACGACUACUGCGAGCACUACAGCCCCGACUGCGACACUGCUGUCCCCGACACCCCUCAGUCUCAGGACCCCAACCCAGAUGACUACUACCCAGAAGGAGAGGGUGAAGGCGGCGAGGCGUACUACUACGAAUACCCCUACUAUGAAGACCCCGAAGACCCGGGGAAGGAGCUCACGCCCACCAAGAAGCCAGUGGAAGCCGCGAGGGAGACUACGGAGAUUCCUGAGGAGCUGACCCAGCCCCCCACGGAAGCCCCGACUGUGCCCGAGAUGAGCAACAGGGCUGGGAAGGAGGAAGACCCCGGCAUCGGGGAUUAUGACUACGUGCCCAUCGAUGACUACUACACCCCUUCCCCAUAUGAGGACCUCAACUACGGCGAGGGCGUGGAGAGCCCCGAGGGGCCCCUCGACCCCGACGCAGGGCCCGAGGUCCCCACCAGCACCACCGUCGCCUCCAAUGGCUCCAACCCAGCCCCACCUCCUGGGGAAGGGAAGGAUGACCAGGAGGGCGAGUUUACCGAGGAAACCAUCAAGAAUCUAGAUGAGAACUACUAUGACCCUUACUAUGACCCUGACCAUGACUCCAGCACCAACCCAUCAGAGAUCGGGCCGGGCAUGCCAGCGAACCAGGACACCAUCUUCGAAGGGAUUGGAGGACCACGAGGUGAGAAAGGCCAAAAGGGAGAACCGGCGAUCAUCGAGCCAGGCAUGCUCAUCGAGGGGCCGCCUGGCCCGGAAGGCCCUGCUGGCCUUCCGGGACCUCCAGGAACCACGGGUCCCACUGGCCAAGUGGGUGACCCAGGAGAAAGGGGUCCCCCAGGACGUCCAGGUCUCCCCGGGGCUGACGGCCUGCCUGGCCCUCCUGGGACCAUGCUCAUGCUGCCGUUCCGGUUUGGAGGAGGCGGCGAUGCGGGCUCCAAGGGCCCCAUGGUUUCUGCUCAGGAGUCACAGGCCCAGGCCAUCCUCCAGCAGGCCAGGUUGGCGCUGAGAGGACCAGCCGGCCCGAUGGGGCUCACAGGGAGACCCGGCCCCAUGGGUCCUCCUGGGAGUGGAGGUUUGAAGGGCGAGCCCGGAGACAUGGGGCCGCAGGGUCCCCGAGGUGUGCAAGGUCCGCCUGGCCCAGCAGGGAAGCCCGGAAGACGGGGUCGUGCUGGGAGUGAUGGAGCCAGAGGCAUGCCUGGACAGACGGGUCCCAAGGGUGACCGUGGCUUUGACGGCCUGGCGGGGUUGCCAGGAGAAAAGGGCCACAGGGGUGACCCUGGCCCCUCCGGUCCUCCAGGACCUCCAGGAGAUGAUGGAGAAAGGGGUGAUGAUGGAGAAGUCGGGCCCAGGGGGCUGCCUGGGGAGCCGGGGCCACGAGGUCUGCUUGGGCCAAAGGGGCCCCCGGGGCCACCUGGACCUCCAGGAGUGACGGGAAUGGAUGGUCAACCAGGUCCCAAAGGAAACGUGGGUCCCCAGGGUGAGCCCGGCCCCCCAGGACAGCAGGGCAAUCCUGGUGCCCAGGGUUUGCCAGGGCCCCAGGGUGCCAUCGGUCCUCCAGGAGAAAAGGGUCCUUUGGGCAAACCAGGCCUCCCAGGCAUGCCCGGUGCCGACGGACCUCCGGGACACCCUGGCAAAGAAGGCCCUCCAGGAGAGAAAGGAGGACAGGGUCCUCCUGGCCCUCAGGGCCCCAUAGGCUACCCAGGCCCUCGUGGAGUCAAGGGAGCAGAUGGCAUCCGAGGUCUGAAGGGCACCAAGGGCGAGAAGGGUGAAGAUGGCUUCCCUGGGUUCAAAGGCGACAUGGGCAUCAAGGGUGACCGAGGCGAGAUCGGCCCACCUGGUCCCAGGGGAGAAGAUGGCCCUGAAGGCCCCAAGGGCCGUGGAGGUCCCAAUGGUGAUCCUGGUCCCUUGGGGCCCACCGGGGAAAAGGGCAAGCUUGGAGUCCCAGGAUUACCCGGAUACCCAGGAAGACAGGGGCCAAAGGGCUCUAUUGGAUUCCCUGGAUUUCCUGGUGCCAACGGAGAGAAGGGCGGCCGGGGGACACCCGGAAAGCCUGGACCGCGGGGACAGCGAGGCCCGACGGGUCCAAGGGGUGAAAGAGGCCCACGGGGCAUUACAGGGAAGCCUGGCCCCAAGGGCAACUCUGGAGGCGAUGGCCCGGCCGGACCUCCCGGGGAGCGGGGACCCAGCGGACCCCAAGGCCCCACAGGUUUCCCUGGCCCCAAAGGCCCCCCGGGCCCUCCCGGCAAGGAUGGGCUCCCCGGACACCCUGGACAGAGAGGCGAGACGGGUUUCCAGGGCAAGACGGGCCCACCGGGUCCUCCAGGCGUGGUUGGCCCUCAGGGUCCCACGGGAGAGACGGGUCCGAUGGGCGAGCGUGGCCAUCCGGGGCCUCCAGGUCCCCCUGGUGAACAGGGUCUCCCUGGCGUUGCUGGGAAAGAAGGGACAAAGGGUGACCCAGGCCCCGCCGGCCUCCCCGGGAAAGAUGGCCCUCCAGGAUUGCGUGGCUUCCCUGGGGACCGAGGGCUCCCUGGUCCUGUGGGAGCUCUGGGACUGAAAGGCAGCGAAGGCCCCCCGGGACCCCCAGGCCCUGCGGGAUCUCCCGGGGAGAGGGGUCCGGCCGGUGCGGCUGGCCCCAUCGGAAUUCCAGGGAGACCCGGACCCCAGGGACCACCAGGGCCUGCUGGAGAGAAAGGAGCUCCUGGCGAGAAAGGCCCACAAGGCCCGGCUGGUCGCGAUGGCCUCCAGGGUCCCGUGGGGCUUCCUGGUCCGGCUGGCCCUGUGGGUCCCCCCGGAGAGGACGGGGACAAGGGAGAGAUCGGGGAGCCGGGGCAGAAAGGAAGCAAAGGGGACAAGGGUGAGCAGGGUCCCCCCGGGCCUACAGGUCCUCAAGGCCCCAUUGGACAGCCAGGCCCCUCGGGAGCCGACGGCGAGCCCGGCCCACGAGGCCAGCAAGGCCUCUUUGGGCAGAAGGGAGAUGAAGGUUCCAGAGGCUUCCCCGGGCCACCAGGACCGGUGGGGCUACAGGGCUUGCCCGGGCCUCCAGGAGAAAAGGGUGAGACAGGAGACGUGGGCCAGAUGGGCCCUCCCGGUCCCCCUGGCCCCCGAGGACCGUCCGGAGCCCCAGGUGCUGAUGGGCCUCAGGGUCCUCCUGGCGGCGUGGGAAAUCCUGGAGCAGUGGGAGAGAAGGGGGAGCCCGGUGAAGGAGGAGAGCCCGGCCUUCCAGGGGAAGGAGGCCCCCCGGGACCCAAAGGAGAAAGGGGGGAGAAGGGCGAGGCCGGCCCCUCUGGUGCUGCUGGACCCCCUGGGCCCAAAGGCCCCCCCGGAGAUGACGGCCCCAAAGGCAGCCCCGGCCCAGUGGGUUUUCCUGGAGACCCUGGCCCUCCUGGGGAGCCUGGCCCCGCGGGUCAGGAUGGUCCCCCUGGUGACAAAGGAGACGAUGGUGAGCCCGGACAGACGGGAUCCCCGGGCCCGACUGGCGAGCCUGGUCCCUCAGGGCCUCCAGGAAAGCGGGGUCCCCCGGGCCCCGCAGGCCCUGAAGGCAGACAGGGAGAGAAAGGGGCCAAGGGAGAAGCGGGCUUGGAAGGCCCUCCUGGGAAGACAGGUCCCAUCGGCCCCCAGGGGGCUCCUGGGAAGCCCGGGCCUGACGGCCUGCGAGGGAUCCCUGGCCCUGUGGGUGAACAAGGUCUCCCAGGAUCCCCAGGUCCAGAUGGUCCGCCUGGCCCCAUGGGUCCCCCAGGACUCCCCGGCCUCAAAGGAGAUUCUGGUCCCAAAGGUGAAAAGGGUCAUCCAGGCUUGAUUGGACUCAUCGGACCUCCAGGCGAGCAGGGUGAAAAGGGCGACCGCGGUCUCCCCGGCCCCCAAGGUUCAUCUGGGCCCAAGGGAGAGCAGGGUAUCACUGGUCCUUCUGGCCCACUUGGCCCCCCAGGGCCCCCUGGUUUGCCGGGCCCACCAGGUCCAAAAGGUGCUAAAGGCUCUUCGGGUCCGACCGGCCCGAAGGGAGAAACAGGCCACCCCGGGCUCCCUGGUCCUCCCGGCCCACCGGGUGAAGUCAUCCAGCCGCUGCCCAUGCAGGCCUCCAGGACUCGGCGGAACAUCGACGCCAGCCAGCUGCUGGAUGAUGGGGCUGGGGAGAACUACAUGGACUACGCGGACGGCAUGGAGGAGAUCUUCGGCUCACUCAACUCUCUGAAGCUGGAGAUUGAGCAGAUGAAGCGGCCGCUGGGCACCCAGCAGAACCCCGCCCGCACCUGCAAAGACCUGCAGCUCUGCCACCCCGACUUCCCGGACGGUGAAUACUGGGUCGAUCCCAACCAAGGGUGCUCCAGGGACUCCUUCAAAGUCUACUGCAACUUCACCGCCGGAGGGGCCACGUGUGUCUUCCCUGACAAGAAGUCGGAGGGGAGUAAAAUGGCCCGCUGGCCCAAAGAGCAGCCUUCCACCUGGUACAGUCAGUACAAACGAGGGGCCCUGCUUUCCUACGUGGAUGCCGAGGGCAACCCCGUGGGCGUGGUGCAGAUGACAUUCCUGCGGCUGCUGAGCGCCUCCGCCCAGCAGAAUGUCACCUACAACUGCUACCAGUCGGUGGCCUGGCAGGAUGCAGCCACGGGCACUUAUGACAAGGCCAUCCGCUUCCUGGGCUCCAACGACGAGGAGAUGUCCCAUGACAACAGCCCCUACAUCCGUGCCCUGGUGGACGGCUGCGCUACCAAGAAAGGCUAUCAGAAGACGGUACUGGAGAUCGACACCCCCAAGGUGGAGCAAGUGCCCAUCGUGGACAUCAUGUUCAACGACUUUGGCGAAGCGUCACAGAAAUUUGGAUUUGAAGUGGGGCCGGCUUGCUUCCUGGGCUAGGAGCCGCCGCACCCCGGUCUCCCCAGCAACCUCGUGACCUCAGCACGCCGCUUAUGAGUGUCCUGCGCACGGCCAUCCCAGGCAGCCACAGCCUGAUCCUGCGCCCAGAGGCACCGCGCAGCGCUGGACCCCACGCCCAGAGAGCAGAGGGAAAGAGCCGCGUCCCCCCCGAGCCGAAUCACAUGACCUAGCCACAGCACAGCCUCUUGGUGACGCCCCACAACCCAUCAAUCUGUCUACACCCCAUGCCAUCAGGAAGGGAGCGGGCCCCACACCCUCUCUGCCUCCCCCAGCCAGCAUCAUUGACCACUGACCGACGGUGUGCACGGACCCUUUGCAGGGGGCAGGGGUGGGGCUGCGGUAUUUGAAUAUCCCUUUUAUAAAAUCCAACUUGAAGAUGUGCAUUUCCCCUGACCUUCAAGAGAUGUUCCGAGGCAGGCUGGUAAAGGUCGCCCGAGCCUCUGAUCUAACAACCCUCAACACAAUCCAUUUCGAGGCCAAAUGUCAUUCUGCGUGUGCCUUUCCGAUGGAUUAAAGGUGCUUAUGUUUUGUGUG